This is a messenger RNA of Daucus carota subsp. sativus, 2187 nucleotides long. Its product is annotated as putative receptor-like protein kinase At5g39000. Gene Ontology annotation, biological process: protein autophosphorylation. The transcript has a single exon. Gene Ontology annotation, cellular component: plasmodesma; plasma membrane. Gene Ontology annotation, molecular function: transmembrane receptor protein tyrosine kinase activity; ATP binding. Lineage: Eukaryota; Viridiplantae; Streptophyta; Magnoliopsida; Apiales; Apiaceae. The record is from RefSeq and is a predicted model, not a curated record. Bases 101 to 1318 code for a protein of 405 amino acids.
AUCUUAACUUGGCAAGUGUCAACGCGAUCUGCAUGCUAAUACAAACAUCAUUGUAAAUUUAGCAAUUAUUCUUAUUACCAUCUUGAAUAUCGUGGUUUAUAUGCUCCAAAAACUUCAAGAAGCAGAAGUCGUGGAGCAAAAUAACUGGCUUCAAUCAUUGUCUACUCGACAAUCAUGUUACCGUUUCUCCUUUAAUGAGAUGAAGCGGGCGACAUCUAACUUCCACGACGAUUUAGUGAUCGGAAAAGGCGGGUUUGGAAAUGUUUACAAAGGAACUCUGGGAGCAACUUUAGUUGCCAUAAAACGGUUGAAAUCCAUGUCGAGUCAAGGAUCCACAGAAUUCCGGGCAGAGAUUGAGAUGCUCUCAAAAGUUCGGCACAGCCAUCUAGUGUCCUUGAUUGGUUACUGUGAUGAAGGUUAUGAGAUGAUUCUUGUUUAUGAAUUUAUGGCAGGUGGCACGUUAGCCGAUCAUAUUCAUAAGAGGCUUAGACAAGAUGACACUUCUUCUCCACCUCUUUCAUGGGUUCGACGUCUCAGGAUUUGCAUCGGGGCAGCUCAAGGACUGGACUACCUUCACACUGGAACUGGCAUUUACCAGAGAAUCAUACACCGAGAUGUAAAGAGCACUAACAUCUUACUUGACCAGAAUUUUGAAGCUAAGGUUUCUGAUUUCGGAUUAUCUAGAACAAGUCCAGCAAAUCAGGCAGAUACAUUCGUAAGCACUCAGGUGAAAGGAAGCUUCGGAUAUUUUGAUCCUGAUUAUUUCCGAACUCAAAGGCUCACGAGGAAAUCCGAUGUGUAUGCCUUGGGUGUUGUGUUAUUUGAGGUCUUGUGUGGAAGGCCAGCAGUGUACAAGAAUCCGGAUAACGAGCGAAUUAAUUUAGCUGGAUGGGCACAACAAUGCUUUAAAGAGAAAUGCUUGGGAGAGAUUAUUGAUCCGGGAAUAAAGGCCAAUGUGAAUCCUGAUUCUCUAGAGAUGUUUGUGAAAGUUGCAAUCCAGUGUUUACAUAUCGAACCUAAACAGCGUCCCACUAUGGCUCAGGUUGUGGUUGGUCUUGAUUCUGCCUUGGCCUUGCAAGAAAAUUUUGGUCCAGAGAUGAUAACUAGUGAUGAUAACCAAGAGGAAACAGAUAUAUCAUACCAUGAGGUGAUUAAUGAAAAUUCUGAAAAUGAGAUGCAGGGUAUAUCCAGCGGUAGGCAUCAGAAAAAGCGGUCUUCUGUUAUUAAAAGAUUUUUUGCUUCACUCUCACCUGCAGGUCUUGCCAGAUCAGGUAAUCUUAGUUUUGAUUCUUUAAGGAAUCUUCUAUUAAUUUUAUAAGGGAUUUUCUAUGGUGUGCCCAAGAGCACACAAUAGUCCUUAACUCCAAUAAAAAUAGCUCAUUUGAUUGGUGGAUGAACAAUAAAUGAUGAUGGCCCCCUGCAUUCACAUCUACUCCACCAAUCAAAAUAAGCCAUUUUUAUAGAAUUUAGUGUUUAUUGUGUGCCCUUGGACACACACUAGAAAGACCGAUUUUAUAAUUCCUAUUAAUCUUAUGUAUUAGACCAAUACAUCGCUAACUGAUCUAAUUAUCAAUCUAGCUAAUUAAUAUUAUUGUUUUCUAGGAGAUCUCCAACGGUAGAAAACCAUGCUAAAAAUUGAAUUGGCAUACCAAAAAUAAAAAUAUUGCCAAUUUUCAAAAAAUUACACUUCAACCGUGCCAAUCUAUUCUCUAUCAUUUUAGCCAACUUCAUAUGGAUGACUAUAUUUGUCGAACUUCUACAAAAUGUAAGAAAUGUGUUGAAAGAUUACACAUCAUUUAUUAUAGCCAAUAUCAUUGAAGCACAAUGUCUCAGAGAUUCAUCAAAUUUUACAUAAUAUGUUACAUGUUCAAUUUAGCCAACGAUUAUAGGCAACCUCACUGUAGAUGCUCUAAUUGUAUUCAAAAAAUUUCUUUAUUAAUUGACUUUCAAAAAUAUUUAUAUAAGUCAAACAUUGCUCGCUUAGCUCGAGUUUGACUAAAAAGUUUGGGCUCGAGCUCGGGUUCGAACCGACCUUUAAUUUCAAGUUCGAAAUUCGGCUCGUAAAGGCUCGAGUUCGGUUCGAAGGCUCGAAUCAAGUCACCAAAUAUUGACAAAUCUCGAAAUAUGACCGGUCUGGUUCGAUUAAAUAUAAAAAAAUAUAAAUAAAAAAUAAAUAUUUUUAUAAAA